Messenger RNA from Brenthis ino (lesser marbled fritillary), 1107 nucleotides. Lineage: Eukaryota; Metazoa; Arthropoda; Insecta; Lepidoptera; Nymphalidae. The record is from the annotation of a GenBank genome assembly.
AUGGCGACUUUGUGGAAUAUAGUGGUAGUUCUAGUUUUUAUUCAACAAGUUAUUGCAGUUCAACGCGAUUGCUCGGAUUUCGAUAAUUUGAAAAGUUGCAACGAAUGCAUCAGAUGCGGAGGAAAUUGGUGCAAAAAUAAAAAUGAGAAUCACCGAUGCUCCCUGUUGGCCUACGAUAACUGGUGUACGCAAGAUAAGGAAGACCUGUUGUAUUUCAGCAAUGAUAAAGAAGAAGGUGCACAGUUAAAUCCAAAGUAUCAAACGCAGACCCUCAAAGUUGGCAACGAUGAUAAAUUCAACGUUGUCUACCCAUCAAAAAUGCAAAAUCCAAAGACCGAGUUAACUGUGAAUUCGACUCAGAGCUAUGACUUCGAUGUUAAAAAUACAACCAGUUGUUACGACGGCACCUGCACCACUAGUAUCUACGUUAAACCGAACAUAAACUUCUGUGGACAUAAUGCAAGUCCAACUGAAUUCUUCAAUGUGAAACUGGCAGUAGAGGGAAUAACUGAGGAAGCCAAUUUGAAAGUCCACGUACCCUGUGCUUGCUCGUUUAAUGAUAAAAUUGAAGAAACCGUUGUUAUAUCGUGUAAUGGAAGAGGCACUAAUGUCGGUGGGAAGUGCAUUUGUCACCAAGGAUGGACUGGUAAAUUCUGUGAUGAACGUUGCGGAGAAAAACGAGGAGACGUGCCUUGUACGGAUUUGGCAAGAAACAAUGGUGAGUGUUCGGGCAACGGUAAGUGCGGCUCAUGCGAGAAAUGCGAAUGUUUCACCGAUAGAGAGGGAUCUCAAUACUUUGAUAAGGACAACUACUGUGCUGAUAUUUGCACAAUGACCAAUUACUGUGAUGACUGCUUCCUACAGCCCUAUGGAAAAUGUAGAGACUGCCACUUUUCAUUAUAUAAACAGCAUUAUAACGAAACAGUGUUAGACCAAAAAGAUGAUUUGGGCAGAAAAGUAUGGGUAAAAUGCAGUGUAAAUAUCGAAGAGAUCUACAUAGAGUACAUUGUCAUGAGGGACGAUAGAGACGAGACUUUUUUCAUGAUCUUAGAAUCCGGCAACGGUGAGCUGGUCGGCGCAGUCAGUGGUGAGUACAUACGUAUAGUA